Messenger RNA from Malassezia restricta, 1518 nucleotides. The record is from the annotation of a RefSeq genome assembly. NCBI's taxonomy places the organism in Eukaryota, Fungi, Basidiomycota, Malasseziomycetes, Malasseziales, Malasseziaceae.
AUGAUCCUUCUUACUCUUAUUCUUAUUCCUCUAUUUGGUGUUGCUAUUAUUGCUCCAUCUUAUCAAACUCAUCAACAUCUUCCUAUUCUUCAAAAUCAAAGUCAUGUUGAUCCGGAUACAAAAAUCAAAUAUAUUGCUCUUACUGUUUCUAUUAUUGCAUUUCUAUAUUCUCUUAUCCUUCUUGUUCUAUUUGAUCCUUCUACUCCGGAUUAUCAAUUUACUUUCCAUCUACUUACAUCUAAAUCAUUCUCUUCUGAUUUUCAAAUGGGUGUUGAUGGUAUUUCUAUUUAUUUCGUAAUUCUUACUACUUUCCUAUUUCCUAUUUCUUUCCUUGCUAGUUGGAAAAUCUCUUCUUCUACUACUCUUGGAGGUAACAAAUACAAUGUGAAGUUUUAUCUAUGUACUAUGCUUCUUCUUGAAACUCUUCUUAUUCUUCUAUUUGUUGUUACUGAUAUUAUGCUAUUUUAUAUCUUCUUCGAGAGUGUUCUUAUCCCUCUUUUCCUUAUUGUUGGUAUUUGGGGUAGUAGUGCUAACCGAAUCCGAGCCGCUUUCCUUCUAUUCCUAUUUACUCUUGCUGGUUCUCUAUUUAUGCUACUUUCUAUCCUAGCUAUUUAUUAUAAUGUUGGAUCUACUGAUUUCCAACUUAUCCAACAAUUCCAUUUCGAUCCUUCUGUACAAAAACUUCUAUGGAUUGGUGUAUUUAUUAGUAUGGCUAUUAAAUUCCCACUUUGGCCUCUUUAUUCUUGGCUAUAUCGAGCCCAUGCUGAAGCUCCUAUUGCUGGUAGUAUUCUACUAGCUGGUAUUGUUCUUAAGAUGGCUACAUAUGGUAGUCUACGUCUUCUACUACAAUUCCUUCCUGAUGCUUCAUAUUACUUCAGUCCUCUUGUACAAACUAUGGCUAUUAUGAGUAUUAUUUAUGCUAGUCUUGCUACUCUUCGACAAACUGAUUUCAAGGCUCUUGUUGCAUAUUCAAGUAUUGGGCAUAUGGGUAUUAUUGCUCUUGGACUAUUCUCUAAUACUAUCCAAGGUAUUGAAGGUUCUAUUGUUCUUUCUAUUGCCCAUGGAUUCGUUAGUCCUGCACUUUUCAUUCUUGUUGGUGCUGUUCUUUAUGAUCGAUUCCAUACUCGUACUAUUCGAUACUAUCGAGGUGUUGUUACAUAUAUGCCUAUUUUCUCUGUAUUCUUCUUCCUAUUUACUAUUUUCAAUGCUGGUAUCCCUCUUAGUGCUAAUUGGGUUGGUGAACUACUUUGUCUUAUUGGUACAUUCCAAUUUAACCCUAUCGUUGCUGUUCUCGCUGCUUCUGGUAUUGUUCUUAGUGCUGCUUAUUCUAUCUGGCUUUAUAACCGUAUCUCAUUUGGUACAUAUAGUCAAUACCUUAACUUUACUAAAGAUAUCAACCGACGAGAAUUCCACCUUAUCCUUCCUCUUCUAUUCCUUACUAUCCUUGUUGGUAUUCUUCCUAAUACUAUCCUUGAUAAUAUUGAUGUAUCUGUUACAACACUACUAUAUCAAGUAUAG